GUCGAUGACCAAGACAGCAACAACAACAACAACAACAACAUAAAUAAAUUCAAUUUAAAAACGUUCGAUUUUCGAGUUUACAUUCCACAGUUGGAAAUUUCCAAUUUUUGGAUUCGACUAAAAAAUUUUUUUUUUACCCAAGAAAAUAAAAUGUCCACUACAUCAACAGUGAAUAUCGUUGAACGUGAUCUUCAACAGCUAAUCAAACAAGCUCGACGAUUACCAACGGAUGAUCUUGAACCAUGUAAAGAUUGGACCAGACAAGAAAUGGUACGUGCACAGAAAUUGUAUGAAAAAAUUAAUCGUAUGGUCAUACAAUCAACGCCGGUUAUAUCAUCGGAUCUGUUUAAUGAAGCACGUGAAUGUUGUAAUCAGCUUGAUUUAUGGAUCAAUCGUUUAGAACAGAAUCUUAAAUCAGCAAAUCAUUCUACAUAUCAUACAUUGGUCGAUUUAGGCAAAGCAAAUCAAUCACGUUAAUCAUGAUGACUAUUUUACAUAAUGGACAUUCAAAAAAUUUCAAAAUCCUGUCCACAGGUCAUCAUCAUUGCUUAUUUUUGAUUCUAAAUAAAUUCAAAAU
Dermatophagoides farinae (American house dust mite) is the source of this 577-nucleotide messenger RNA. RefSeq lists its product as uncharacterized. NCBI's taxonomy places the organism in Eukaryota, Metazoa, Arthropoda, Arachnida, Sarcoptiformes, Pyroglyphidae. The record is from RefSeq and is a predicted model, not a curated record.